Molecule: messenger RNA, 4334 nt
Organism: Linum trigynum
Lineage: Eukaryota; Viridiplantae; Streptophyta; Magnoliopsida; Malpighiales; Linaceae
Source: the annotation of a GenBank genome assembly
UACUCGGACGGUUUAUCCUUAUAUUAGCAUAUGGUAUUAGUGUGGUAUUUUAAAAAAAUCAGAGCAUAGCAUAGGUUUUUUGUCGUUUUUAUACUUUUCUAUAAAAUGUAUUUCACUAUAAGUACUUUGACCACUACUUGAACGGUAUCUCCUUAGAAUACCAUAUGCUAUCAGUGUGGUAUUGUAAAAAAAUUAAAGCAUAGUAGAGGUUUCUGUUUGGUUUUUUUAUCAUCUCUUUAAAACAGUAUGGUUAACAUUGUGCAAGAACAAAAAUCGAGUGGUGAAAACGAUUUGCAUUGUGAAGUCUCUACUUGAAAUUAGACAUUCAGAAUCACGAAUCUAGAUUUUGAAGAAAGAAGUGAUGAUUUACCUUGAUCGUUGAAGACGUCGAAGUUGAAAACCCUCACUUGAUCGCUGAAGAACUGAUAUCAGUAUCCUUUGCUAACGUUAUGAAAAUUCGAGUUUGCAGUUUCUCGUCAGUAUUCUUUGUGAGCGGAGAUAAAAAUGUGACAGAGAGAAUGGAUAUCGUAAAUGGAGAGAAUGUAUAGCAUAAAUGUAUACCGAAAAAGCAGAGAUGGAACGCGAACCGUCUGUGAUGCUUUUUGUUUUCGCAGAGUUUGUAGAGGUGACAAUUAGGAUCCAAAUCCAUGAAUCCAAUCCAAUCCAUCCACCAAACUAUCCACCUAAUCCAAUCCAUUUAAAUCCAAUCCGUUUGAUCCAAAUCCAAUUGGAUUGGUGGAUUCAUGGAUCAAUCCAUGGAUCCAAAUGACAAAUUAUGAUUUGGUACCUAUAUUUUUUAUAUUUUACAUUUUGGUACCUAAAAUUUAUAUUUUUAUACGAAAAAUAACAUUGGAAAAUUACAUUUUGGUACCUAAUAUUUUUCAUCAUGACAUUUUAGUAUGUAAACUUUUAAAAAAUUAUAUUUGGUCCAAGCCUUGGAUGUCAUUUGGAUUCAUGGAUCAAUCCACCAAUCUAUUUGAUCCAAUCCAUAAAUCCACCAAUUCAUUGGAUCCAAUCCAUUUGAUCCAUUGAUCCACCAAUCCAAUCCACGAAUCCGAUCCAAUUGCCACCUUUAAGAGUUGGUGAUGAUGAUGGCUGGGAAGGGUCGCGUCUUUCUUUUUCAAAUUAUCAGAAGGAUUGUCAGGUUACUAUUUUACCACUGCGUGUAUUUAAUAUCCCACAUCUAAAGGUCAUCUAUGGACGGCGAAUCGAUUGGUUACGGAGAGUUACUCACCUGAUGGUUAUUGAUCGAAUGUGGACCCCUUCCCUCCUCUCCCUCUCUCUCAAGUCUCACCUUCAUCCGGUAUCUAUUUUAAUUCCCAUAUCCCAACCAGCGCUAUAUAACUAAUACCUUUCCACUCUAGAUCUUGUCGUCCCAGAAAUCAGUCAUUGGCCAAUCCGAAUUGCGAGCACACAACCCAAGACGACAAUGGCAUCAUCGUCGGACGACAAGGCUGCUGCUAUUUCUUCCACGGCUGUGCGUCCUCCUCCAGCACUUCCCUGGAAGGUGAAGCUCUUCGUCAAGCUCAUGUCCUUCGCGGUGGACCUCAGCUGUCGACCUGACGGCACCGUCAACCGCCGGGUCAUGUCCUUGUUCGACAUCAAAUCCCGUCCCCGCCGCUCCAAAGGCGUCUCCUCCACCGACGUCACCGUCGAUCCCAGCCGCAACCUCUGGUUCCGUCUCUACACCCCAACUUUUUCCACCGCCAACCCCUUGCCGCUCAUCUUCUUCUUCCACGGCGGCGGCUUCGCAUUCUUGGCUCCCGACUCCAAGCCUUACGACGACUCCUGCCGCCGCCUCGCCGCCGAAAUCCCUGCCGUUGUCAUCUCCGUCAACUACCGCCUCGCCCCGGAGCAUCGCUGUCCGUGCCAGUACGAGGACGGCCUCGACGUCCUUAAGUUCAUCGACGGCGGCAAGUGCAAUGAAGUCGCCAGGCUGUGCCAGGCUGGCACAGUGGAGCUGAAAAGGAGCUUCGUGGCGGGAGACAGCGCGGGAGGCAACCUUGCCCACCACGUGGCGAUGAGAGGUGGGUCCCACAAGUUCUCUUCCUUGGAUCUGAUAGGCAACAUAUCCAUCCAGCCCUUCUUCGGCGGGGAGGAGCGGACGGCGUCGGAGCUGGAGCUAGCCGACGCGCCCUUCUCCACGUGGAAGCGCACGGACAUUAUGUGGAAGCUGUUUAUGCCGGUGGGGUCGGACAGGGACCACCCGGCGGUGAACGUGUUCGGGCCGAACGGCGAGGAUGUGAGCACGGUGAAGUUCCCGGCGACGGUGGUGUUCGUGGGCGGGUACGACCCGCUGAAGGACUGGCAGAGGAGGUACUGUGAAGGGCUGAAGAGAGCAGGGAAGGAGGCGAGGGUGGUGGAGUACGAGAAUGCGAUUCAUACCUUCUACGCCUACCCGGAGGUGCCGGAGUCGGACCGCUUUGUGGAGGAGGUCCGGAAUUUCAUCCGCGACCCAAUCGGGUUCUGUACUCAGCCGACCAACAGUAGUGGUCAUUAAUUAGUUAUGAGACUUAAUUAUCACUUAUGGCCUAUGGGUAGAGAAUUGGGCAGCCUAGCUCUCUCGAUCGUGGCGUGCGUGCUGAUGUAGUUUUUAAUCACAUAAAAUUAAUAACAAGUUUAAUGAAUUACAAUCUGAAUUGGUGCGGGGCUCUUUUAAUUAUGCAUUAGGCGCACAUGAUCCGGCAAUUCCAUGUGUUGCCUUAAAUUGCUCUGAAUAAUGAAGAUAGAUAGCUAGCAAGGGCAUGAGAUGAGGUGUUGUGGAGCCGAUGGGUAUACUAAAUAGAUGUGGUCUCUAAAGUCUAAACUCCACAAUCCACAUGCAUAUUCAAUUGCUCUAUUUAUGAAUUUGGCAAUUUGCCAACCCUUUAUAUAGGCGGGCCUUUUUAUAAUGAAUGUCACAUGAGUUUUUUUAUAAUGAAUGUCACAUGAAGUUUGGAUACCCCUUCAAUGUCGUACACUUUCCAGUAAUACAGUAUAGGAUAAGAAAUUGAUGUUGGGAUUUUUUAUUAUGUGAAUGGAAAUUAAAAGGAAAAGAGAUUCAAGAGAAUCUCUUGAAGUAUCAUGUUGGUAAGAUGUGGAAAGGCACGGUCUCGAAUUUGAUCGAUUUGAUGUAAUAUGUGGUUAAUUAGUUAAAUUGGUUUUGUGUAAUCAAACGGACCAAACCAAAUCGAGUUGAACCAAAUCAAAUCAAACUGAUAUGGCGGUUGGAACAACCAAAUCGGUUCAACUUCCAUAGGCCGAAUCAAUGCAAUGGUUGAGAACUUUUAAAUCAACUAAUGCAAUGGUUGGUGGUGUAACCACCCACACGAAGAGUUGCCCCUUCGUACGCACCCCUUCAUUGUCUAUAAGUAGCACCGAACCCCUCUGGUUUUUAUAUAUGUUUUCCAUACAAAAAACUCUGCAAAUCUAAAGUGGUUUUUCUGCAUUGUUUUCCAAAAGAAAAAUUGAGUCAAAGUUGUUCUUGUUGGUUCGCUACGUUCGAUGAUUUCCGGGGUUUGAGGUUUGAGGUACCAUUACGCUGGAAAAUGUACGUCAUGUCUAUCCUGUGAGGAAUCAUUCCAUAACCUUGGGUACUAGAGGGGAAUAAGAUUCCUUAAGUAGAGACAUUGAAUUAUGUCGGCUAGGACGUUUGUAUGUGUCUUUGUAUGUUUUCUUAAUCUUAUGUGUUUUCUUGUGUUGCAAGAAAAUAGUAUACGUGAACAAUUUCAACUACAGGUGAAACCAAAUAAUGCAAACCCAAAGGUACAUCAUGCCCUCUAGGACUAGGAUACAGUCCAAUUCGGUUUCAACCGAAUCAGAUUGACCCAUUUUUUAAAACCGUAUUGGACAACCCCAUGACUAGAAACGGGAUUGGAUUGUUAUCCGGUUCUGACCAAACCGGAUUGGAUGCAAUACGGUUUUAACCGGAAAACCAUACACUCAAAUAAACUAAAACACAACAACAUUUGAACUGACCUGAGGAAAAAAAAAUUAAAAUCGUCGACCUCCAUCUCGGCCCCAAAACCCAAUUCCUAUCUAUCUCUUCCCAAAUCUCGCAUCUCUCUGCCAAAUCCCAAUCCCUAUAUAUCUCUUUCCCCAAUCUUGAUUCCUUCUCAAUCUUAUAUAUCCUUCUCCUCCUCCUCCUCCUCUCACUUCUUCAGGACUCGACGAUGGCUCUUGAUGAACGAUUCCUAAUGGCUGGUGGGCGACUGGGCGACGAACGAUGAUGAAGAUCUCAAUGACCGGCGGUACAUAGGUAGAACAGAACAGAGACUGAGAUACCUCUGUUGCGACUAGCGUGAUUCGCUGCCGGCCAACAGGAGUCAGUGAGUCAAUUAAUGGGGAUGUAGGGA